Messenger RNA from Asparagus officinalis (garden asparagus), 828 nucleotides. RefSeq lists its product as uncharacterized. The transcript has 3 exons. The coding region runs from base 1 to 828 and encodes 275 amino acids. NCBI's taxonomy places the organism in Eukaryota, Viridiplantae, Streptophyta, Magnoliopsida, Asparagales, Asparagaceae. The record is from RefSeq and is a predicted model, not a curated record.
AUGUCUGACAUAUCCAAAAGGGCAUUUGUUGAGCUUGCCGUUGAUGGCAGCAACUACUUGACUUUGGCCUUGGAUGUUGAAAUCUACAUAGAUUCUUGUGAUUUAAGCAGCACUAUUGAUCCAGCUUCUCAGAGCACCUCUGCCCAGAAGGCAAAGGCAUUAAUUUUUCUUCGUCAUCAUCUCAACAAAGACCUGAAAAAUGAGUACCUUACUGAAAAAGAUCCUGCUAUUCUCUGGCAAUCCCUAAAGGAUCGCUUUGACCAACAGACGACUAUUAUGCUUCUGCAACUGAAGCUCUGUAAGCAGAACAUUACAGAGGAUGAAUUGAUUGAAAAGACCCUCUUUACAUUCCAUGCAAUUGGUUCACAAACUGUGCCUAAAGCACAUGCCACAAAUCAGAGUAAUACUCAUGGACGUGGACAUGGUAGAGGUCGUGGACGUGGUCGCGGGUCUUAUUGUGGUGGUAGAGGUCGUGGUCGUCGCAAUGCUUAUGGUCUUCAGGACCGUGGCAAGGGUCAGAACAAGGAUAGAUCUCCUUCAAACAAGCCUAACUCUCAUCAACAGGUUGCUAAUAACAAGCAAGCUUGCUAUCGAUGUGGAUGUGAGGACCACUGGUCUCACACAUGUCGUACACCGAAACAUUUGGUUGAGGCCUAUCAGAGAAUGAUGAAGGACUCAAAGGGGAAGUCAAAACAAGGUGAAAAACAUCAUGCCAGUUUGCCUGAAGCAAACAUGGCCCUAAAAGAUGACAAUUAUGAUGAUAACCUGAAUCUGGACGAUGAUGACUUAUUGAAGAUGGAGCUUGAUGAUUUUGAUGACCAGGACUGA